Molecule: messenger RNA, 3186 nt
Organism: Mercurialis annua (annual mercury)
Lineage: Eukaryota; Viridiplantae; Streptophyta; Magnoliopsida; Malpighiales; Euphorbiaceae
Product: zinc finger BED domain-containing protein RICESLEEPER 2-like
Exons: 3
Coding region: 730-2907 (725 amino acids)
Molecular function (GO): protein dimerization activity; DNA binding
Source: RefSeq, a predicted model, not a curated record
UUUUACAAGAACAGGUAAUUAGUAUUUAGGGUUUUAAUUUUUCAAAUUGUUGUUGUGUUUUAUGUUCUUAAUAUAUGAAUGUAAACUGACAAAUUGUUCUGUUGUUUUGUCUUCUUGGCAUGUUUCUGAAAACGUCAAAAGAUUCACUCACUUAGUGAAUGAGUGAAUCUUUUGUGGUGGAAGCCCCUGGACCCUUUGAAUCACUCACUAAGUGAAUGAGUGAUCAAAUCUGAGACUGAGACCCACUUGAUCCGAAACCUAAAUACUAAUUUGCUUACCUGCUGUUUGGUUUGCAUCAACUGGUAUGUUCUUCAUUCCUUGUAAUCUUGAUGUAAUUGAAAUGUUGGUUUCUAUAUGUUGGUUUGGCAAUUUUUGUUUGUUGAUGCCUCAAUAUGAGAUUGGUUUGUUUCUUGAUGCCUCACUAGUCACUAGUUUUGUAUAUACAUGGUCUAUUGGUCUGUGCUUCACUGUAAUUGUUGUUUGAUGAAUCAAAUGGUAAAAAUCUAAACUUUAAAGUGGUUGGAAGCUAGUUACUGGCAUGCUGUUUCAUGUUAUUUGAUGCCUUUGCAAUUGUUAUAUGCUAAUCUUUGGUCCUGUGUCUCACUGUUAUUCAUUUAUGAUGAAUCAAAUGGUAAAAACUUGAAAACUUAAAGUGGUUUGGAAGCUAUUUAUUUGCACUCUAAGUCUGUAAAUGAUUUUUUGAUUAAAUGCCAUUCUUUUCUCACACAGAUGUCGAACCUUGAGCAACUUGGAGUUGCUGGUGUUGGUGUUGAGGGGGUUGUUGGCUCAUCUCCUGAGUUACCCCCUUCAACCCAGCAGCAGCAACCUGUUGCUGUUGGUGAGGGCUCAUCUGAGCCUUCUCAGCAGCAACAAGAAGUUGCUAAUCCUGAUGCUACUGGAGCUAAACCAGUUGAUAAAAAACGUAAGCAAGUUAGUGUUAGAUCUAAAGUUUGGGAUCACUUUGAGCGCAUUGUUGAUGAAAAUGGAAAAUUAAUCUUGUCUAAAUGCUUGUAUUGUGCAAAGACUUAUAACUCUGAUACUAAAAUUAAUGGGACUUCUACCCUUAGAUCCCAUAUUCUGUCAUGCCUUAAGAACCCUCAUAGUAAAGAUACUAGACAGGCCUUGUUAACUCUACAACCUGUUGAUGCAUGUCCUGCUGAAAAUGAAGGGAAGGGACAAUUGGGGACUUGGAAAUUUAAUCAGGAAGACAUUAGGAAAGCACUGUCUUAUAUGUUAAUCAUUGAUGAGCUACCUUUUAAGUUUGUUGAGGGUAUGGGGUUUAAGAAACUAAUGAGUGUUGCAUGCCCUAGGUUUCAUAUUCCUUCUAGAUGGACUGUUAACCGAGACUGCUAUCAAAUGUUUCUUGAUGAAAGGUUGAAUUUGAAAAAUACUUUGAAAAGUGGAAGCCAAAGAGUUAGUAUCACAACAGACACAUGGACUAGUAUUCAACGUGUUAAUUAUAUGUGUGUUACUUGCCAUUGGAUAGAUAAUGAUUGGCUGCUUCAUAAAAGAAUCAUUAAUCUUGUACCUGUUUGUGGGCAUAAAGGGGAUUACAUAAGUAAAACACUUGAGAAUUGCUUGCUAGGUUGGGGUCUUAAAAAUGUUUUCACAGUGACCAUGGAUAAUGCUGGUAAUAAUAACACUGCAAUUGCUGCAUUUAAGAAAAAAAUGAUUUCUUGGGGGACUGAUGUGUCAAGAUGUGAAUAUUUGCAUAUGAGAUGUAUUGCACAUGUCAUUAAUUUGGUUGUAUCUGAUGGCUUGAAAGAAAUGAGUAGCUCUGUUAAGAAAGUUAGAGAUUGUGUCCGUUACAUUAGGAACAGUCCAUCUAGACUUAAGAAAUUUAAAGACCUUAUUGCUGAUGCUAAACUUGGCACCAAAAAGUCCCUCUGUCUUGAUGUGGCAACCAGGUGGAACUCCACUUACCUUAUGCUUGACACUGCUUGCUUAUUUCAGUCUGUUUUUGAGAGUUAUGAAGCAUCUGAUGAGAAUUUUAGGUCUGAUAUGAUUGAAAGCAUUCCUAAUUUUUUUGAUUGGGAAACUGUUAAGAAAUUUGCAACUUGUCUAUCCUAUUUCUAUGUCACAACAUUAAGAAUUUCUGGUUCUUUGUAUGUCACAUCCAACAUGCAUUUUCAAGAAAUUUGUGACCUUUCUAUUAUGUUGGAUGAAAUGCUUGUUAAUGAGGACAUAGAAAUUGUGCAAAUGGGCAGAAAAAUGAGGGAUAAGUUUAACAAAUACUGGGGUGAUCCUCAGAAGAUGAAUGUUCUGAUUUUUUUUUCACAUGUCUUUGAUCCUACCAACAAAAUGAAACAUCUGCUGUUUGCUUUAUCUAGUUUAUUUGGUUCUGAUCAAGGUCCAAAGUUGUUUGAAACUGUGAAUGAUAAGUUAACAAGUCUGUUUCUUGAGUAUCAAAAGGCCUCUGUGAAUGCUACUUCAUCUGCAUAUGUUAGUCUUAGUCAAUCUGCAGAGGGUGUUUCUGCUCAAACACCAGUCCUGCCACCACCUGCAAAGAAACAUAUGUCCCUUAUGAAGGCCAAAUUUGAUAUUCAGAAUAAGAGUAUAGAAAGUGGUAGUAGGAAAUCUGAGCUGGAAGUGUACCUGAGUGAAGCUACGGUUGAGAAUGAUGAUGCAUUCAAUAUUUUGAAGUGGUGGAAGCUAAACUCAGGGAGAUUUCCAAUCCUUUCGAGGAUGGCUCGAGAUAUUCUUGCUGUCCCUAUCUCUACUGUUGCCUCUGAAUCUGCUUUCAGUACUUCUGGAAGAGUACUGGACUGCUUUAGGAGUUCAUUAACUCCAAGAUUGGUGGAAGCGCUGGUGUGCACUCAGGAUUGGCUUAGAGCAGAAUCUUGCCCUUUGGUGAUUGAAGAGUGCCUGGAUGAAUUGGAACCAUUUGAGCAAGAGUUGCCCAACUAAGAAGUUGGACUCUUGCUGUUUUUUGCUUUUGUGUGACAACUUGUGUGGAAGCCAAUUUUUGCUGAUGUUGCCUAAUGCUGCCUGUUGCUGAAUGCCUAAUGCUGCCUGGACUGACCCUGUCCCAAACUGAAAAUACAUGGUGGUGGAAGCACAAAGGAAAUGAUUCUGAAUGCCAUCAUUAAUGCUCCCAAUCUGCUGCAAAUGGCUCUUUUUUGAAUGCUAUAAUUGGCAGUGGCAUAGUUAUAUUUUUUUGCUAACUUUUAACUAUUAAUUUCAUUU